GUGAUGCCUGCCAGAGACCACAUGCGGAUCGAGGACUGGGCAGAGUGCCGACAACGUCUGUGUCCAGUUGUUCUGGUACCUGGCAAUAAUGAAAAUAAUAACGGAGUUUGCAGCAAGUCUGCCACAGAUGGCGUUCGCGUCACGCGGUGCGUGUCUGCCAAUGCGGCUGUGGGUGCUGGACUCCUGAGUUGCGCCUCAGCGCCAUCUACGUCCAGCAAGCAUCGCACCCAUGACAAGUUCUCUCAGGUGAUGCCUGCCAGAGACCACAUGCGGAUCGAGGACUGGGCAGAGUGCCGACAACGUCUGUGUCCAGUUGUUCUGGUACCUGGCAAUAAUGAAAAUAAUAACGGAGUUUGCAGCAAGUCUGCCACAGAUGGCGUUCGCGUCACGCGGUGCGUGUCUGCCAAUGCGGCUGUGGGUGCUGGACUCCUGAGUUGCGCCUCAGCGCCAUCUACGUCCAGCAAGCAUCGCACCCAUGACAAGUUCUCUCAGGUGGAAGAUGUGGACAGCACAGAAUGCAAACUGUGUCUGAUUGAUGCAGAAGACUUCAGUGAGUGCCCAGUGAGCCAGUUUGAAGAGAUCUGGAUCCUCAGAGAACUGAACAAGGCAGUGAUUGGUUUUGAUUCCCCUGAUGAGAAUGUCAGGUUGUCUCCUCUGGGGGAAUCCAGGUCUGGGUCCCCAGAGUCCUACAAAACCCAGAUGAGACAAAGCACCAAUAAGUUGACCAGGAAUGGAGACAGUUCCAUUUCACAGCAGAAAUUGGAACUCAGGAUGACCAGCAGAAAGGCAGUGAGCAGACUGCAAGACCUUGCACCAACUAUGACCACAUCCAUGGACACAGAAACUGCUGCUUGCUUGGCAAAACUUGAACAAGAGGACCAAACUGUGGACAGUCUGUCCAGCAUCAGGUCUUUGUCACCAAAAAUUAGCAUGGAAAAAGUGCAAACCAGCAAGCAUACUGAAAGGACUUACAGUACUGAAUCCAAUUAUUUGACAUGUUGUGAGGACAGUGAAGAGUUCUUGAGUGCUGGCAGCAGUAUUGACAAUGCUGGUGAAAUUGACAAGGAUCCAGGGGAUGAUGAUGAAGGACUUGCUGCAUUCAAACUCCUGCAGGGCAGAACUUCUAGAAGAGGAACUUUUGCAGAGAGACUCAGAGAAGCUUUGGAAAGGCAAACUGAAGAAGAGAACAAGUUGCCAGAUGAUGACCAACCCAUAUUGCCCCUGGAUCCUCCAGUGGAUGAAGAGGUAGCAGAUAUCAUCCAAGACAGGCGCCAGUGGCUGGAAUCAAAAACUACAGAAAGCAGCAUUUGCAACAAUCACUCAUCCUUGUCAAGAGGCAACAGCUCAAGAUACAGCUUCAGUUCAGAAUAUGGCUCAGGUGAUGUUUAA
Messenger RNA from Notodromas monacha, 1389 nucleotides. The record is from the annotation of a GenBank genome assembly. Lineage: Eukaryota; Metazoa; Arthropoda; Ostracoda; Podocopida; Cyprididae.